Linum trigynum is the source of this 4109-nucleotide messenger RNA. The record is from the annotation of a GenBank genome assembly. Lineage: Eukaryota; Viridiplantae; Streptophyta; Magnoliopsida; Malpighiales; Linaceae.
GGUCCAACUCGGGUUAACAUUGAUGGGUUUGAGAGCCCACUAAAGAGACCGUUGGGCCUCAGCCCAACCUUGUCCAUUGUAUCAUCAUCACGGUGCUAUGGAUUGAGAAACACGUUUCAGAAGCGACUGUAUUUCUUUCUGCGCAUUUCUCCACUCCGCCAUUUAUGUACACCUUCCAGUCUCCUCUCUUCUUCUCCAUUCCCACUAGCUUUCGGUGGCUGAAUUGGCCGACGAUACAUCAUGAGACAGUCGUCGGCAUCCACAGACCGCAUGGCCGCGGGCCCCGGCGCCGGCCACCGCGACGCAGAGUCGCUCUUCCGAUCCAAGCCCAUCGCCGAAAUCCGUAAUGCGGAGGCGACAACCAGGAAGCAGAUCCAGGACAAGAAGGAAGAGCUCCGCCUCCUCGUCGGCAAUCGGUACAGGGACCUAAUCGACUCGGCCGACUCAAUCGUUCUCAUGAAGUCCUCCUGCCACUCCAUCUCUUCCAACAUUGCUUCAAUUCACUCCCACAUCCGCUCUCUCUCCCCUUCUUCUACCUCCGCCGAUUCCCAAACCCUUAAAUUCACAACCCCUAAUCCGGCCCGCCUCCGAACCUACGGAAUCGCCUGCCGGGUCAAGUACCUGGUCGACACUCCGGAGAACAUCUGGGGAUGCCUCGACGAGUCCAUGUUCCUCGAAGCGGCGGGAAGAUACAUUCGUGCUAAGCACGUCCAUUCCCAGCUCCUCGAUGGCGGUUUGGAGCGGGAUCACACCAAGAUACUGUCUAACUUCCCUCUCCUGCAGCACCAGUGGCAGAUCGUGGAGAGCUUUAAAGCCCAGAUUUCGCAGCGGAGCCGGGAGAGGCUGCUGGAUCAAGGUCUUGGCAUUGGGGCUUAUGCCGAUGCGUUGUCGGCAGUUGCCGUUAUAGAUGAAUUGGAUCCUCAACAGGUACUUUCUCUGUUUCUCGACACUAGAAAGACUUGGGUUUCUCAGAAGUUGGCCACUUAUGGAGGGAAUGUUGGUGAGAACAGUGCUGGUACUGGUGAGCUUGUUGUGUCUGUGUUUUGUGAAGUGUUGAAGAUUAUCCAGAUCACUGUAGGACAAGUUGGGGAGAUGUUUCUGCAGGUUUUGAGUGAUAGGCCCAUGUUCUACAAAGUGAUUCUUGGAUCUCCUCCUGCCUCACAAUUGUUUGGCGGGAUCCCCAGUCCCGAUUCUGAGGUGAGAAUGUGGAAACUUUUCAGGGAAAAACUUGAGUCCACAAUGGUAACACUUGAUAAGCAGUAUGUUGCCGAGACUUGCUUGACUUGGUUGAGGCUGUGCGGCCGAGAUACUGUGAGUGAGAUCAAUGGUAAAUACUUGAUUGAUGCUAUUACUUCUGGCGGAGAGCUCAUUUCGGCUGAGAAGUUGAUUAGAGAGACGAUGGAUAGCAAGCAGGUAUUGGAAGGAAGUUUGGAGUGGCUUAAGAGUGUGUUUGGAUCCGAAAUUGAGUUACCUUGGAGUAGAAUCCGAGAGCUUGUUCUCGAAGAUGAUUCUGAUCUGUGGGAUGAGGUGUUUGAAGAUGCUUUUGUUCAGAGGAUGAAAGUUGUCAUCGAAUCUGGAUUUGAGGAUCUGGUGAGAGAUAUUGAUUUGGAGGGCUCCCUUCAUGCUGUUGGAGGUGACCCUGCUGAGUGUAUUGAUUUCCAAGCAUACUUAAACAGACCAUCAACUGGGGGAGGAGUCUGGUUCAUUGAUUCUAAUAAUACGAAGAAGCCUGGUGUAGCUUCUGGUUAUAAAGUAUCACUUGAAGGGAAUGAUUCUGGGAGUUGUCUCAAUGCGUACUUUGGCCCUGAGGUUGGCAGUAUCAGGGAUGCAAUUGAUAAACGUUGUCAAGUUGUACUUGAGGAUGUUCUGAGUUUCUUAGAAUCUCCCAGGGCAGCUCCCAGAUUAAAGGAACUGGUUCCUUUUCUACAAGAAAAGUGCUAUGCCUGCAUGUCUGCCAUACUUGCAGAACUCAAGAGAGAGCUUGACAAUCUGUAUUCUGCAAUGGGAAAUGUCGGUCAGUCUAUGCCUGCUGCCUUAGUGGUUGAGAGAUCUAUAUUUCUUGGGAGACUUUUAUUUGCAAUCCAGAACCACUCGAAGAACUUCCCACUGAUACUGGGGCCUCCAAGGUUGUGGUCCAAAGGUACUUCAUCAGGUUUUGAGAAAGCUCCAUCUGCUUUGAGGCAAUAUAGGAUCACGGCUUCUGAUUCUCUUGAUAGUCCUGGCCAGCAGUCGUCUGCUGGAUCUAGGAAACAGAACCCCUCUGCCACUGCCGUUCUUAGUGGAACUAAUGAGGCUGGGAGCCAUAAACUUGAAGAACUGGGUGAAAUGAUCAGAGAUCUUUGCAUUAGAGCUUAUGGCUUGUGGAUAUCAUGGCUAUCUGAUGAGCUUUCUUCUAUUCUUGCUCAUGAUCUUGGGAAAGAUGAUGGAUUGUCAGCAACAACCGCCUUGAGGGGUUGGGAUGAGACAGUAGUUAAGCAAGAGCACUCUGAUGAUAGCCCAUCCGAAUUGAAGAUUUCACUUCCUUACAUGCCUUCUCUCUAUGUCAUCUCAUUUCUGUUUCGUGCGUGUGAAGAGGUUCAUAGAAUUGGAGGCCAUGUACUUGACAAAGCAAUCCUCCAAAAGUUUGCCUCCAGGUUGUUGGAAAAGGUUUCUGAAAUAUACGAGCACUUCCUUUCUUCAAGGGAUUCUCUAGGAUCCCCAGUAUCAGAGAAAGGUGUACUACAGAUUCUGUUGGACCUGAGAUUUGCAGCUGAUGUUCUUUCUGGAGCUGAUUCCAACACUGCUAAGGAGUUACCUAGAAUUCCCAAAGUGAAGGUUUCCUACAGAAAGAAGCAGGAUCAGAGCCAGACGAAGGCAGUCUUUAGAGAACGGAUUAAUGUACUAAUCCGAUCUUUCUCACAAAGAUUGGAUCCAAUCGACUGGCAAACGUAUGAGCCAUACCUUUGGGAGAAUGCAAGACAAUCAUACCUGCGACAUGCUGUUCUCUUUGGAUUCUUUGUGCAACUAAAUCGCAUGUACACGGAUACUGUGCACAAGCUACCUACUAAUCCUGAAUCAAAUAUCAUGCAAUGCUCUACUGUUCCUCGCUUCAAAUACUUGCCAAUCAGUGCACCUGCAUUGUCUUCCCGAGGGACUACAAAGUCAUCCUUCCCAGCAUCCAUAGAAGAUGCAUCUUCCAGGAAUUUGUGGACAGCUUAUGGCAACAGAGAACUUCCUUCCAAGAUUAAUUUUGAUGACAGUUCAAGUUUCAGUGUAGCAGCACCAAUUUUUAAGUCUUUCAUGCAGGUUGGGAGCAGGUUCGGCGAAAGCACCAUGAAGUUGGGUUCCAUGUUGACAGAUGGACAAGUGGGUAUGUUCAAAGACAGAUCAGCUGCUGCCAUGUCAACAUUCGGCGAUAUUUUACCUGCCCAAGCGGCAGGUCUUCUGUCAUCAUUUACCACUGCCAGAUCUGAUUGAUGACCUAAUUCACCUGUCUGCACAAAGAUGAUUCGGUUGGUAAGAGAUGGUAGUCACCUUAACACAGCAGAAAGCUUUGCCCAGGUUCAUAGGCAGAGAAUCAAACAGUUUUUCAGAUUGAUUGCUGGAACUUGACUGAAGAGUGGUUCACAAGGCAGUGCUGGUUCGUUGACAAUGUGCAUUUCCUGUCACCUGUGUUAUACUCAACUAGGUGUAAAGUACCGGCAAUUUACCUUACACCCGAAUGGUGGAAAAACGAAGAUUUUCUGUGUUCUCCUGGCAUUGCAGUGAGCCAUCAAUGGCACUUCUGGAGUGUAAAUGACGCCAGCUUCGCAGAUAUAUAAAUUGGCAUCUGCUAUUCUGUUCUUUCUUCAAUCCUGUAGUUCGUAGCGAGUUUUUUGAAGAUUUCUCCUGCAUGGCGGUUUUGAUCAGGAGGCUAGAAGAGAGAGCUAGCUGCUUUUGCCCCCCAAGAUUCUUGCUCUCUGUUUACAGGGUUUCUGUUGUUGUAAAUAACAAUAUAUAGCCUCCAGAAAUAACUACUAUCCUUUAGCAAUGGGGUUAGGCGCUUGUUAAUCUCAGACUAUAUACUGUUUUAGGCACUUCUUUUUUCCGCUUAACACUUUGAUUGUUUCAGAUAAAAGGUCAUCAGCCAU